AUGGCCUGGACUAGUACCUUACCAGCACAUCUACUGAAUCUUAUCAAGAACUCCAAAUAUGUUCACGUGGCCACCUGUUCUAAAGAUUGUAUCCCUUCAGUGGCAUUGAUGAAUUAUAUCUAUGUGCCAGGUGAAAAAUUAUUUGGCCAAACGGAUAAUAAGAACGAUUACAUUAUAUUCGUUACUCCUCAAGAUACACAAAAGUUUAACAAUAUAAAAGAAAAUCCUAAAGUGGCUCUAUUGUUCCACGAUUGGAUCAUCGCCAAUAAUUUGUCAGUAGGGAAAGAAAGCAUCUCUGGGACACCGACACCGACACCCGUUUCUCACGAUGAACAACGUCAGAGUAAGCUUCUAAAUUUGUUGCAAGAAUUGAAUCAAGCAGAAUUGAAUCAGAUGAGCGCAUCCAUCGGUGGUGAAACCGAAAUUGUCAAUCCUGAAAGUGACGAAUCCAAGUACUAUAAAGAUUUAAUACUAAAAGCAAAUCCUGAUGCGAAAGCUUUUAUAUUCGAAAAGAAUACCGCCGUUGUUAAGGUUAGAAUUGAUAAUGCUAGGGUGUCUAAUAACGAAAAUAGAACAAUGUUUCUAAGUAAGGAGAAGAAUUAA
Messenger RNA from Saccharomyces mikatae IFO 1815, 603 nucleotides. RefSeq names its product pyridoxal 5'-phosphate synthase. Bases 1 to 603 code for a protein of 200 amino acids. The record is from RefSeq and is a predicted model, not a curated record. The transcript has a single exon. Gene Ontology annotation, cellular component: cytoplasm; nucleus. Lineage: Eukaryota; Fungi; Ascomycota; Saccharomycetes; Saccharomycetales; Saccharomycetaceae.